AUGCGGUCGCGCACGCUGGCCCUCGCGGCGCUACUCAGUCCCAGGCCAUCGGUAGCCACCACUACCACCGGGCAGGACUGCCGUUGCCUACCCGGAGAUGAUUGCUGGCCCACGGCGUCCGAGUGGCAGCAGCUCAACGAAACGGUCGACGGCCGACUGGUGGCAACGAUUCCGCUCGCCGCCCCAUGUCACGACCCAGCCUUCAACAGCUCGACCUGCGACACGCUGCGCGAAAGUUGGCAAUGGCCGCAAGGGCAUUAUGAGUCCUCGAGCUCCGUCAUGGCUCCGUUCUGGGCCAACCGCAGCUGCGACCCCUUCACCUCCGAAGACACGCCCUGCGAGCUGGGCAACUACGUCCGCUACGCCAUCAAUGUGUCCUCGAGCCAUCAUGUGGCCGCCGGUAUCCGCUUUGCCAGCGAUAAAAACAUCCGUCUUGUUGUCCGCAAUACCGGUCAUGACUACAACGGAAAGUCUACUGGCGCCGGUUCUCUGGCCAUCUGGACGCACCACCUGAAGAGCCUGAGCAUCAUCGACUACAACAGCCCCACAUACUCGGGCAAGGCAAUCAAAGUCGGUGCCGGGGUCCAGGGCGGAGAAGCCUACGCGGCAGCCGAUGCUGCCGGGCUUGCCGUCGUCGGAGGGGAAUGUCCGACCGUCGGCAUCGCCGGCGGCUACUCACAGGGCGGCGGUCACUCGCCCCUCUCGUCCAAGUACGGCUUGGGCGCGGACCAGGUGCUCGAGUGGGAGGUGGUCGACGGCACGGGCGAGGUGCACGUCGCAAACCGACAGCAAAAUAAGGAUCUUUAUUGGGCGCUGUCUGGAGGCGGUGCAGGAACCUACGGCGUCGUCCUGUCCAUGACAUCCAAGGCCCACCAUGACAUCCCCGUGUCCGGCGCGAAUCUGACCUUCACCGCAGAAGGGCUGAGCGCAGAAACCUUCUACGCGGCCAUUGGGGCGUGGGAGGCCGAGCUGCCCAAGCUGGCCGAUGCCGGAGCCAUGGCCAUAUACUCGUUCACGAACACCUUCUUCGCCAUCGCGCCAAUCACGGCGCCUGGUGUGUCUUCGGACCAGCUCGCAACGCUUCUGCAACCGUACGAGGACAAGCUGUCCAGCCUUAACAUUACGUACUCGAGCUACAUACACCAGUUCGACGGCUACUACUCCCAGUUCUCCACCAUGCAGAGUCCGAUUCAAGUCGGGAUUGCCCAGUACGGCGGCUGGCUCUUGCCGCGGAGCCUAGUGGAGACGAAUAAUGCCGCCCUGAACGCUGCCUACAGGAACAUCACCGAGGACGGCGCGACCAUCAUCAAUAUCGCAUUGAACGUGUCCAAGACCGUGGCCGGAGACGUGGACAACUCUAUCCUACCCGCCUGGAGAGAUGCACUGGUCUCCGCCGUCGUCACUACACCGUGGAACUUCACCGCUCCGUGGGACGAGAUGAUCGGGUGGCAAGACAAGAUGACCAACAAAUACAUCCCGCAGCUGACGGCGCUGGCUCCCGAGUCGGGCUGCUACUCGAACGAGGGCGAUUUCCGUCAGCCGAACUGGCAAAGGUAUUUCUACGGCACAAACUACGCCAAGCUCCGAGAGAUCAAGAAGAAGUAUGACCCCUCGGAUCUAUUUUACGCGGCCAUUGCUGUGGGGAGCGAGGAAUGGGAUGUUGCCGAAGAUGGAAGAAUGUGCAGGGCCGGUAACUCGACGGUUCAGACGUACUUGCCCGAGCUUUGA
Messenger RNA from Diplodia corticola, 1728 nucleotides. RefSeq names its product fad binding domain protein. The coding region runs from base 1 to 1728 and encodes 575 amino acids. The record is from RefSeq and is a predicted model, not a curated record. Gene Ontology annotation, molecular function: FAD binding; oxidoreductase activity. The transcript has 4 exons. Lineage: Eukaryota; Fungi; Ascomycota; Dothideomycetes; Botryosphaeriales; Botryosphaeriaceae.